AUGGGGAUUUUUUCUUCAUCGCCAAAAUAUAAAAAGUUAGAUGUUCCUCGAUCAAAAUAUGUUUUUGAUUUAGACGAGGAAAUAAUAAUUCUUCUUUAUCGUUAUAUUGGUACUCAAUAUCAUGGUUUGCAGCAAAAUAUAGAUACACAUACAGUUGAGAAAGAAUUAUUCCAAGCCCUCAUAAGUGCAGGAUUUUUGUCUGACCAAGCUAAUUGUAACCUUAACAGAAUUAAGUGGAGCGAAGCAUCCAGAACCGAUGCAGGUGUUCAUGCAUGUGCGCAAGUAUUAUCUUUUAAAGCAUCAGGUCUCAAAGGCAUUUGUAUUGCUGAUAUUCCUGAUUUAAUCAACAAACAACUUCCAAGAACCAGUGACAUCGAAAUUAUUACGUGUAUUACCCUUCGAAGACAAUUUUACGCUCAAAAAUUUGCUGAAUCAAGAAAUUAUAACUUUUUAUUACCUACAAAUGCUUUUUCAUCCAAUUCAAUAGAACAUUUAAAUUAUUUAAGAACUUCUAUCCUCCCACUAUUCAUUGGUUGGCUAAAUUAUCACAAUUUUACAUCGAACAAAUCAGCUUCUAACCCUUCAUCUAUGAGAAAAAUUGAUGUUUUUACUUUUACCGAUCCAUUUGAAGUAGAAGGAGUUGAAUUUGUAUUAUUUACAAUCCAUGGUGAGAGUUUUAUGCUUAAUCAAAUCCGAAAAAUGAUUGCAACAGUAAUUUCUGCAUCGCAUAAUUAUAUUGGAGCUGAAGAAGUAAAAAGGUGCCUUUCUGAAGAAGGUUGGAGUAUUAAAAUGUGUCCUGGUGAUGGUUUAAUGCUUGAUCAUGUAGAUUACAUAAAAUGCAACAAACCAUCAAAGAAAAACCCUAUAACUUUCGAGAAUGAUCUGCAAUUUACUGAAUUCCAACCUGAAAUUCAAAGAUGGAAGAAAGAAGUUCUGUUUCCCCAUAUUGCAGAAAUAAUUAAAAAGAAAGAUUUAUAUCAUAAAUGGGUUAUUGAGUAUUUGCCAAAGUAUCCAUGGAAACCAAUUGCAGAACAAUAA
Messenger RNA from Trichomonas vaginalis G3, 1038 nucleotides. Its product is annotated as pseudouridine synthase protein. The record is from RefSeq and is a predicted model, not a curated record. Lineage: Eukaryota; Parabasalia; Trichomonadida; Trichomonadidae. Gene Ontology annotation, cellular component: nucleus. Gene Ontology annotation, molecular function: pseudouridine synthase activity; RNA binding. The coding region runs from base 1 to 1038 and encodes 345 amino acids. The transcript has a single exon. Gene Ontology annotation, biological process: mRNA pseudouridine synthesis; tRNA pseudouridine synthesis.